GUGUCAGCAACAAACUAUUGCAGGUUUUAUAACAGGCUGGCUGAGUCAUGUCUCGUAGAUAUGAUUCCCGGACCACCAUUUUCUCACCUGAAGGCCGCUUAUAUCAGGUAGAGUAUGCCAUGGAGGCUAUUGGCCAUGCAGGCACAUGUCUUGGGAUUUUAGCCAAUGAUGGAGUACUGCUGGCAGCAGAGAGGCGGAAUAUCCAUAAGCUGCUGGAUGAGGUUUUCUUCUCAGAGAAGAUCUACAAGCUUAAUGAAGACAUGGCUUGCAGUGUUGCCGGAAUCACUUCCGAUGCUAAUGUGCUAACCAAUGAGCUGAGGCUAAUUGCUCAGAGGUACCUACUGCAGUACCAGGAGCCAAUCCCAUGUGAGCAGUUGGUGACAGCGUUGUGUGACAUCAAGCAGGCCUACACACAGUUUGGAGGGAAGAGGCCGUUUGGAGUGUCUCUGCUGUACAUGGGCUGGGACAAACACUACGGCUUCCAGCUGUACCAGAGCGACCCCAGCGGAAACUACGGAGGGUGGAAGGCUACUUGCAUCGGCAACAACAGUGCGGCUGCAGUAUCCAUGUUGAAGCAGGAUUUCAAAGAGGGAGAGAUGUCACUGUCUUCAGCCCUGGCGUUGGCCGUCAAAGUGUUGAACAAGACCAUGGACGUCAGCAAACUCUCGGCAGAGAAAGUGGAAAUAGCCACCCUGACCCGAGUAGAGGGGAAGACCCUUAUCAAGGUGCUGAAACAGAAAGAGGUGGACGAGCUGAUCAAACGACACGAGGCGGAAGAGGCCAAGGCGGAGAAGGAGAAGAAAGAGAAGGAACAGAGAGAGAAGGACAAAUAAGCACUAAUUUCUGUUUCAUAGUUCUUCAAAUUCCUGUGAUGUCCCCAGCUUGCCUCUUGUUUCUGUCUUUUUCUUUAAUAAAACUAUUGAAACA
Molecule: messenger RNA, 927 nt
Organism: Esox lucius (northern pike)
Lineage: Eukaryota; Metazoa; Chordata; Actinopteri; Esociformes; Esocidae
Product: proteasome subunit alpha 4
Exons: 9
Coding region: 48-833 (261 amino acids)
Biological process (GO): ubiquitin-dependent protein catabolic process
Cellular component (GO): nucleus; proteasome core complex, alpha-subunit complex; cytosol
Source: RefSeq, marked provisional